UUCCGCGUUUCUCUUGCGUCACGCGCACGGACGUCGCCACCAGACGGGCAGUUGGCGUACGAUAACAAUAAACAACCCUGAAGCGAGCGCUACGCACCAGCUGGACUUAUCUGCGCGAGUCGACACGAGCGUGCCGUGAACAUGAACCGAAACGCCUGCCGACCGUUGGAGUAGCGUUCAGUCAAGUGACGUGGGCGGCUCGUCGGUCCUGACACACCGGGUUUAUCAGUUUUUGUGUAGCCUAGAGAGGAACUAGUUACGGUUUUCCCCUUCCUUAGCCCCUCGCAGCUAGCUGUGGCUCAUUCCUUGUUUUGAACGCUGCUCGCCUGGUCUGUUAUGCAGUUGCCAGAGGACUGUUCUCGCACUCGUUCUCCUCCGCCGCCUCUUCGCUCCCUCUCCCCACUCUCUCUGGCCCUAUGUCUCGCUGGCUUUUCCCCUGGUCGGUCUCAAUCAAGAAGCGGGCCUGUCGGUACCUCUUGCAGCACUACCUCGGUCACUUUUUGCAGGAGCGACUGAGCCUGGACCAGCUGGGCUUGGACCUGUACAACGGCAGCGGUGUCAUCAAGGAAAUCAACCUCGAUGUCUGGGCAGUCAAUGAGCUGCUGGAGUCCCUGGGGGCUCCUCUGGAGAUAGUGGACGGCUUUGUGAGCGGUAUAAAGGUGACCAUCCCCUGGCAAGCUCUUCUGACUGAUCACUGCACCUUAGAGGUGUCUGGUCUUCAAAUAACAUGUCGGCCCAAGUAUCGGACCAGUGGGGGUUGGGACUCCCAAGGCUGGUCUUCAAGUAUGACCUCAAGCAUGCAACUGGCUCAGGAGUGCCUGAAGGACCCCCCAGAGGCAUCUGAGGAGCCACCUGCCCCCCUGGAGGGGCUCGAGAUGUUUGCACAAACCAUUGAGACAGUUCUUCGCCGUAUUAAAGUCACCUUUAUAGACACCAUCAUCCGCAUCGAACACCAGCCCCUGGAUCUGGAGACAGGUGUUGCCUUAGAGGUUCACAUCAAACGGAUUGAAUACUUUGAUGAGGCAGUACGAGAUCCAGCCAGUCAGACUGCAGUGCCUGUUGAUAUCCACCAGCCACCCGCCUUUCUGCACAAGAUUCUCCAGCUAAGCGCUGUUCAGCUGUUCUAUGACAACAUUGGUAUUGUACAGGGUUCUCCUGAGAAGGAGCACCCAGAUUCAGCCACUGCUAGUGAAGAAGAGGAUGAGGAGGAAGAGGAAGGGGCAAAGCCACAAACCGCCCCUACAUUUCCUCAGUCUCAGCCACUGCUAAUAGGAACCUGCUCUGGCUUUAUUGAGACCACCGUAAAGAUCAAACAGAACGACACGCUACCUGGGCCAAAGUUGGAGUUGGAUGGUAAGGUGGGCUGUGUUCACAUGCUGCUUUCUCCAGAUCAGAUAACCCACCUGACAGACUUGCUCUCAGCUCUCUGCAUAGACACCGAGCCAGAGGGUAAGUGUGGCAGAGUACACAGCCGCCCGUUGGACUCAGAUGACCUGCGAAUGAUUGAAGAUGACCUCAGUAAGCAGCUGGGUUCCAGUCCUAGAGGCAGAGAGUGGGAGGCAGAUGAACUGGAGCCCUAUGAUACCAGCCUUGAAAAUGGAGAAAUGUUCUACUCCAUGGGUCCUGUUGGAAUGAGUAGUAGUGUGACGUCUGUGCGCUCUGGCAGCGAACUGUCAGACAGCGAUAUAGAGUCCUCUACACACAGUCUCAACAGCCUCACACAGCCUGCAACGCAAGGUCAACCUGGCAUAGGGGGCUGUCCCAGGAGAUAUCCUGUAGCUGGCUGCCUGUCAAGUCUACCACACGCCAGCAUUCGGACCAGAGGGCGUUCACACAGUGGCCUGGCAGAGCAGCUGAAGCCUGAUGCCGUGCUGCGUCUCACGUUUGGUGGGCUCACUCUAACGCUGCUGCAGGAGGACCCGCGCUCUGGGCCUGACGCAGCCUCGUCGCUGGCACGGGUAUCUCAGGUGUUCUUUCAGGAGCUGGCCUUCUUCAAAGACAGCAUGUUUAGCGGGAGGGACUUCAGCAAUCUAAGAUGUGGCUUCGCAAAGGCCUGCCCACACCCACAUCUCAGACUGACUGGAGCGGCAGUGCAGGUUGCUUGUGAGAUGCGGAGCGGGCGGCGCCAGUGUCGAGCCAUGACAUGUGACCUCUCCUUCAGCAGACUCGAGCUGCUGGAGUGCCUCUGGGAGGACGAAAGGCCAGAGUACAGCGAGUUACUACAGUUCCAGAAAGCAGGGCUGUUCACAAUUGGAACUGCAGCCAGACCUUGUGCCCAAGUACAUUACCACCUCAGUGAAAAGAACCUGCGUAAGGGUAAACAGCGUGUUACACGGCGGGACAGUGUGGUGCGGGUGGAGCUGGCAGAGUUGACAGCCGAGCUGGACCUUGACAUCCUCAGUCGUCUGGGAAGCCUAAGCAAAGCCUUUAGCCACUGUCCCACACACACAGCUGGACCUAGACAUGCACAGAUCCAGAGCACUGAGCUCUACUCCUCCUUCUCCCUCCUCUCACCUCAUGCCGUCCUUAGGCUUCGAUUCCCUAUACCCGAUUUGCGGCCCCUCCCUAAGCGCCGACCUCCAACCCAGAGGGCAGUGCGACAGGAGACCUUGGUGCUGGAGCUAACAGAGCUGGAGCUAAAUCACCAAGAGGCUCCCGACAUCCAGGGUGAACAGAGCACCCCAGGACAGCCAUGGGCUCCAUGCCUCACCCAGCUACUGGAGGCCUCUUUUACCGACCUGCAUGGGUCAUAUGAGGGCUGGGAGGGUGGCUCUUUCCCCUGUAUCAGAGUGAAGAGAAACCAUGAUUCUCUGCCCAGGAUAUCUGUGCGUGUCCGUGGAGGCGAGGCUCAGGGCCCAGCAGCCGGUCUGAGUGGGAUGAACCUGGGCCUCCUCAGGGACCUAGGGGCUGCAUUUUAUGAAAGUCACUGUGAACCCAAUGACAAAACCAGCUCUCCGUUCUCCUCUAACCGCACUAUGUUUGAGACAGAGGAGAUGGUGAUUCCAGCCGAUCCAGAUGAGAUGCAGCAGUUUCAGACGCAGUGUGUUGCUCAGUGUCAGUGUGCUGUGGACAUAACUCUGCCACUGGCCUACAUCCUCCUGCCCAAUAAACAGGCCUUCCAGAGUAUCUACAAUAGGAUCAAUAAUGAUCUGUUGAUGUGGGAGCCACCACCACCUCCUCCCUCCUCAGCCCGCAGCCCUGACCACAGCCGCUAUCAUCACGAUGAGUUUCAGCUAUGCAAGUCUGCUUUUAGAUUGGACUCAGAUUCAGAAGAUGAUGAUCCUAGGUUUUACUUGGCCAGUGACUCAUCUGGAAGGACACAGCAGUCAGCUCCUGUUCCCAGCCACAACCUCAGCCUUCUCUCCCUCACUGUGAUGAUAAGCAAAGGACGUCUCCAAGCUAGAACAGACAAGAAGGAGGAUGAAAGUCAUGGGGAAAUUGUACUCGACCUAGAAGGGGGAAAGAUAUUUAGUGUGGCACAGCAUCAGAAUGACCCGAACCUCAAUUUCCUGUGUGUGGAGAGUCGACGAGUUGAGCUCUACCAUCAAGCGGUCUUAAAAGACACCCCUAUUCCAUCACGGUUGGAGAUGCCCAACUUCUCUCCCCCAAAGCACUUGGACCCAACCAUCUACCCAACAGAGGUGGGAGUGAGCAGUGUGAGUGGUAGGGAGUCAGAGCUGCAGAUGUUGUCCACAGCCAUCAAAAUCACACUGGACCUUCAGAGGAAUGUCAAGGAGUUUGUAGUUGCCCUUCGACUUCAGGGUGCCACCAUGCGCCAUUACAUGACGCAGACUAAUCACAGUUGGCACGAGCAGCUGGUUGACUUCUUAGAUGUCAUUGAUGACCCUAUUCUGGGUUACACAGCACCUGCAGUCAUCACUGUGCUCCACACACACCUUGCUACCUGUGCUGUCGACUACAGACCACUUUAUCUUCCACUGCGAGUGCUCUUCACAGCAGAAUCCUUCUCUUUGUCUAGUAAUAUCAUUGUCGACACUGCCACCUUCCACCUCAGAUUCAUCUUGGAUGACUCUGCUCUCUACCUGUCUGACAAAUGUGAAUCUGAAACUGUGGACCUGAGGAGAGAUUAUGUGUGUGUCCUGGACAUUGACCUGCUGGAGCUCGCCAUCACCACUUGGAAAGGCAGUGAUACGGGCAAACUGUCUCAGCCUCUUUUUGAGCUGCGUUGCUCCAACAAUGUGGUUCACCUUCACACCUGUACUGAUUCCUGUGCUGCCCUGGUUAAUCUGCUGCAGUACCUGGUCUCCCAGGGGGACCUGCACCCCCCACCCAAGCACACCUCUCCCACUGAGAUCGCUGGCCAGAAAUUACCACUGUCAGAAAGUCCUGCCUCUGUGGUGCCCUGCCCUCCAGCUGAAACUGCUGAGAUCAACCAGUACGACUUGGCCGAUGCCUUAAUUGACACAGACAAGAGCCACAGUGAAGAGAGUAUAGAUCCAGGUUCACCCUCCAUGCUAAGAGGCUCACCUGUUUCUGUCUACCUGUUCCCUGGUGAGGCCUCAAAGCACAACCCCUCUCUUCUGCAAGGAGAGGACUCAGAACUUGAUGGACUUAUAGCUACAGCAACAGAGGCCCAGGCAGAUAUGACAUCAGACGAAGGCUCAGAGGGCUCCACGGACAACGAUGACUUCUGCAUCCUAGAGGCUCCUGGCAUGGGCAUCCCUCCGAGGGAUGGAGAGCCUGUGGUGACGGUGCUGUCCCAGGAGCCCAUCAGGUUGAAGGACAACCACUUCUCAAGGCCUCGUGGCAGCUCAGACUUGCUCAGAGCCCCCAGCCGCUUCCCUGUUCCCCAAAGCAGGGUGGUGCUGCGGGAGAUCUCUGUAGUCUGGCAUCUCUAUGGAGGCAAAGACUUUGGUGGAAAGCCUAUGUCCAUACAUGCACAGCAAGCAAACAGAGGUCGUUCAGUCCAUGCUGGUGUUCGUAGCUCUCCAUCUCGCUCCGCCGCCUCCUCUCGCCCCCAGAAUUCCUGGCGCUGGGCUGGAGGUAGUGGACGCCAGCAUUCACUGCUGAUGGAGAUCCAGCUCACCAAGGUGUCCUUCCAGCAUGAGUCCUACCCAGUGGCAGUAGCAGGGCAGGAUGGGGAUGGAACAAUGGCAGCUGGGAUUGGGGCUGGUCCUGGUGGCGAGCAACCCAUCUCCAGGCAGGUUUUCAUUGUUCAGGAACUUGAGGUUCGAGACCGACUGGCCUCCUCACAAAUCAACAAAUUCCUCUACCUCUACACCAGUGAGAGCAUGCCCCGCCGAGCCCACUCUAACAUGCUGACUGUGAAGGCCCUGCAAGUGUGUCCAGAGUCUGGUCUUGGGGGUCCAGAGUGCUGUCUUCGUGUCAGUCUGUUGCCACUACGACUUAACAUUGACCAGGAUGCACUGUUUUUCUUGAAGGAUUUCUUCAGUAGUUUAGCUUCCUCUGUGAACCCUUACCUGCCUGUGGACCCUGCGACUGAGGUCAAAGCAGAUCCCUCCCAGAAGAGGUCUGAGGAGGUGGACGCUGCUGCUGGUCUGGGGCCUGACCUCACCACUUCUGUGGAAACCACUUACAGCGAGCAGAGCUCCUCAUCUGCUGGCUCCUCUUCCUCCUCUGACCAGCCAAUCUACUUCCGGGAAUUUCGUUUCACCUCUGAAGUGCCUAUCUGGCUGGACUAUCACGGCAAACACGUGGUCAUUGAACAGGGAACAUUUGCAGGGAUUCUGAUUGGUCUUGCCCAGUUAAACUGUUCUGAGUUGAAGCUAAAGAGGCUCUGUUGCCGACAUGGUCUCCUUGGUGUUGACAAAGUGAUCCAGUUCGCUGUCACAGAAUGGCUGACAGACAUCAGGAAGAAUCAGCUGCCAGGCAUUUUGGGUGGUGUUGGCCCCAUGCACUCUGUUGUUCAGCUGUUCCAUGGAGUGAGGGAUUUGUUCUGGUUGCCUAUAGAACAGUACAGGAAAGAUGGACGUAUUAUUAGAGGUCUCCAGAGGGGGGCAGCAUCCUUCGGCACCUCCACAGCAUCAGCUGCCUUGGAGCUCAGCAACAGGCUGGUGCAGGCCAUACAGGCUACAGCAGAGACAGUGUACGACAUCCUUUCCCCAACGCCUCCAUUGAACCGAUAUGCCAUUACGGAGGGUAGGGCCCCCUCCACUCGGCCCCGGAGAGCUGCCCAGCCUGCAGACCUCAGAGAAGGUGUGGCCAAGGCCUAUGACACUGUCAGAGAGGGAGUGAUUGACACAGCUCAGACUCUGUGCGAUGUAGCAUCUCGCGGCCAUGAACAGAAGGGUCUGCCUGGUGCUGUGGGCGGUGUCCUGCGGCAGAUCCCACCCACCGUAGUCCGACCACUGAUAGUGGCGUCUGAGGCCACAUCCAAUCUGCUCGGUGGCAUGCGAAACCAGAUCAAACCAGAUGCCCGGAAGGAAGAUUUUCUAAAGUGGCGCACAGAGGACAACCAAGAAUGAUAGAUGACAGCUUUUUGUAUCUGUGUGUGAAAAAAUGAGUGUAAGAUUAUGAUUUGGGACAGUCUCAUCUGAGGGAGUGAAUCCAGAAAUGAAUGUGUAGUUUCUUGCGUGUAUGGACUAAUGAGUCAGUGUGUGCUUCGAUUCAAAAACAAAGCAGUGACUAACUACUACUGCAGUUACUGACACCAAGUGUUAGGUGGCUCCAUCUUACAUGGAUCUACCAGAUUUAUUUUUUCUGUUUUGAAUUUAAAUCUCCUCCUAUUCCUCAAAUGAGUAAUACACUAGUCUACAGAUUCUCUUUACAGCCUGUGCAAACAUAUCACUCUGAUCUGGCUCCUUUUUCAGCCCAACCGCUAGCAUGUAGGAUUACCAGUGUUCCUAUCACCUCUUCACAAAGGAAAUUGUGUCAUAGCAACGCUUGACAUAAAAGAACAACAUUACAAUGUGAUCAUAGUGUUUAGGGGUUUUGCCUUGAUGCAAAAAUUUCAUUUUCUCAUCAGCCAUGGAAUCUAUGGCAGAAACCCCUGUAUUUCUAUUCCUAUAAAGCCAUUCCUAGCUAGCAACACCAGAGAGGCUUUCUAGGGGCUGAAUUGUGUAUCAGCUCAUCUUUUCUAGGUGCAAUGUGAUGGACUGAUAGGUAGGGUGACCUCAGCUUUGUUGUACUCGCUUGCAGAGAUCCUCUAGUGAAGACAGGAACAGUGUUUUUGUGAAGUGUCCUUUGGUAACACCUUAAGGUUUUGGCCGAUGGUUUUCACUUUGACUGGUUGCCGCCUCGCUGUGGGAUUGAUUCGGCUUUGGCGCUACUAUGCACCUGCUUUUCUCUGUGCUGUUAUUUGUGCCAUAAACUUUGCAGUGCAACCUUUUAACUAGUUUGUAUUGCCCUUCUCAAUCCUUUACCCCCUGUGCUACAAUGAUAAUACAUCCAGGCUUAUAUUGAUACAUACCUAAAAUGAAAGCCAGAUAAUUUAAAGCCCCUAGUUCUGUAGCACGUUAGAUUCUUUUAAAGCUUCACGUCUGACUUGAACUAUUCAUUGUUUCACAACAGAUGUCAGUCAUUCAGUCAUAGGUUCUUCUGUCUGCUUCACUUAUUGUUUGUUUCUUAUUUCUCUGUCUUUAAUUGCCUUUCCUGCAUUUAUCUUGUCUCAUUUGUUUUUGUAUUUUGUUAAAACAAAAGUAUUGUUGUACUCGUUUCCAUAAUAAGCGACUAUGUGAACCUGGUGACAAUGAGGACGAAUCGUUUUGUGGUUUGAAGGGUUUUACAUUUUUAUGUUUUUUUUUUUUGGAAGGGACACGUGUCCCUUUGUGUGCAAGUGAAAGAGAUUGUGUGUUUCAGUGCGCGCAUGAUGCAUGUUUGUGAGGGUGACAGGUUGUUACACCUCAUGUGUAAUUACUAUUUACUAUAUCCUAAACUGUAUGAAUGACCUGUAUAAUACAAAGAAAACCGAUAUACAAAAUUAAUACAAAAUUGUACAAAAAAUACAAUACAAAAAAAUACAAAAAUUAAAAAAUUGAGUAUAAAAACUGAA
Molecule: messenger RNA, 7972 nt
Organism: Betta splendens (Siamese fighting fish)
Lineage: Eukaryota; Metazoa; Chordata; Actinopteri; Anabantiformes; Osphronemidae
Gene: atg2a
Product: autophagy related 2A
Exons: 42
Coding region: 417-6446 (2009 amino acids)
Biological process (GO): piecemeal microautophagy of the nucleus; reticulophagy; autophagy of mitochondrion
Cellular component (GO): phagophore assembly site; extrinsic component of membrane
Molecular function (GO): phosphatidylinositol-3-phosphate binding
Source: RefSeq, a predicted model, not a curated record